Fusarium venenatum is the source of this 690-nucleotide messenger RNA. NCBI's taxonomy places the organism in Eukaryota, Fungi, Ascomycota, Sordariomycetes, Hypocreales, Nectriaceae. The record is from RefSeq and is a predicted model, not a curated record.
AUGUCUGACACAACUCUUUUAUGUAUUGGCUCAGGGCCAGGAAUUGGCCGUUCAGUUACCUCCCUUUUUGCAACCAAGCAUUACAAAAAUGUUGCAUUGAUCGCUCGACGCCCUGACCAGCUGGAGAUCGAAAAAACUGCCGUGCAUGAGGCAGCAGGCCAGAGUGUCAACGUGCAAACAUAUGCUCUCGACGUCACUGACACCGACGCAUUAUUGCCUGCUCUUAACCAUAUCGAAGAGGAUCUGGGUAGAAUCGAGUGCGUUUUCUACAAUGCCGCUCGAGUUCAAAAGUCUUCUUUUUUCGACUAUGAUGUUAAGGAGAUCGAGUACGACUUUAAGAUCAGUGUUUCCGCACUUUACACCAUCACGCAGUACUCGAUGCCCCGUCUUGUUGAACUGGCAAACACCCCAUCGCAAUACAAGCCGGCAUUAAUUGUAACUAGCUCUAUGCUUCCAUUAAAGCCGAUGCCUGAUCUAUUUGCCUUGUCACUGGUCAAGGCUGCGCAACUCAACCUGGUCCAUAGUCUAGCUAUGGUAUAUAAACCACAGGGAGUUCACGUGGGGGUUAUUAAUGUCGCAGGGUUUGUUUCUGAAGAAGAAAAGGAACGAAAUCCCAAGAACAUUGCGGACAAAACCUGGGAAUGGUUCACAUCGGAUGGAGAAGACAUGCCCUUUGAGGUUCGAAUUUGA